ACUAAUUUAUAUUAAAAAUUAUGAAAAUAAACUUUAUUUUCAACACCAACAUAAAAUUAAAAGUUCAGGAUUAAUUUAAUUAGAUAAUUGAUAAAACCUAAGUUAACUUCUUUUUUUUAUGCAAAUCAAUGAUGAAAAGGGUCUCUCUUCUUCUUCUUCUUCUUCUUUGCGUGCUUACUUUCAUCAGUUUUGACAUUGCUGAAUCUGCUUACUGCUACGACACUGGGAACUUCACUGCAAACAGCACGUAUGGUAGGAACCGCGACCUCGUUCUCUCUUCUCUAGCCUCUAAUACCUCAGAAAAUGGUGGUUUUUACAAUACCACCGUUGGUGAAGAUCCCAACAAAGUAUAUGCUCUAGCGCUUUGCAGGGGAGACCAAUCUGCAAAGGAUUGUUCUAGUUGUAUCGAUUCAAGGGUCCAGGAUCUCAUCACCAACUGUCCAAACCAAAAAGAAGCAAUUUCGUUGGGAGACUGUAGGAUACACUAUGCAAACCGCUCCUUUUUCGGAAUUCGUGAGGAAACUCCGAGUUUUCCAAUAUUGUACAAUGCGGCUGAUCUCACUGUAAAUAUGACACAGUUUGAUCAAAUUUGGGAGAGUUUAAUGGGUGGUUUAGUAACAACUGCUUCUGCUGGAACUUCUAGGCUUAAGUUUGACACAGGAGAAACAAAGUUAACACCAUUUCAAACAAUUUAUGCCCUAAUGCAAUGCAAUCCCGAUUUAUCUCAAAGCGAUUGCGAUUACUGUCUGAGCCAAUCCGUACUUAGCUACCAAAGAUGCUGCCGUGGGAAGCAAGGAGGUGUUGUUGAGAACCCAAGCUGUCUUUUCCGGUGGGAAAUAUAUCCAUUCUAUAACUCUCCACCUCCUCCACCUAGCAGUCCCCCUCCCGUUUCUAGCAGUCCUCCUGUUUCAAAUUCAAAUAAUACCAGAACCGCAAAAGACAACAGGCGAGUUGGUACACAAACUGUUAUAGUUGUUGUUGUUGUUGUUUCAACCACCGGUUUCAUGGCAAUUCUUGCCAUCACUUGUUUCCUUCUCCGAAAGAGAUGGAAGGCAAAGCAGGAAGUUAAGGGUGUGAAUGGCAAUGAAGGUGUGGAUGACAAUAUUAGUGCUGAGUCCUUGCGAUUUGACUUGGGCACAAUAAGGGUUGCCACUGAUAACUUUUCGAGCGACAACAAGCUAGGACAAGGUGGAUUUGGUGUUGUUUAUAAGGGAAAACUUAAAGAUGGACGAGACAUAGCAGUAAAGAGACUUUCUAAAAUUUCUAAACAAGGAGAGAUUGAAAUUAAGAAUGAAAUCCUAUUAAUGGCAAGACUUCAGCAUAGGAAUUUGGUUAGGCUCCUAGGUUUUUGCUUGGAAAUGAAUGAAAGGCUUCUCAUCUAUGAGUUUGCUCCCAACUCAAGCCUUGAUCACUUUAUAUUUCAUCCUGUCAAAUGUUUACUACUAGAUUGGAACCAAAGAUACAAAGUUAUAGAGGGAAUAGCUAGAGGGAUUAUGUACCUUUAUGAAGAUUCUCAAUAUCGAAUCAUCCAUCGUGAUUUAAAAGCUGCCAAUAUUCUAUUAGAUGCAGAAAUGAAUCCUAAAAUUUCAGAUUUUGGAAUGGCAAGGUUAUUUGUAGAGGAUCAAACGCAAGCUAACUCAAGUAGAAUUGUUGGAACAUUUGGAUAUAUGGCUCCAGAGUACGUGAGGAAUGGGAAUUUUUCAGUUAAGUCUGAUGUUUAUAGCUUUGGCGUACUAGUUCUUGAGAUUAUUAGUGGUCAAAAAAUCUAUCUCAGCAAUGGAGAAGAAGGGGACAAUCUUCUAGCUAAUGCAUGGAAAAAUUGGAUGGAAGGGACUGCUCUGAAUUUUAUAGAUCCCAUCUUAAGGGAUGGUUCGAGGAGCGAAUUGUUGAGAUGCAUGCAGCUAGGCUUACUAUGUGUUCAAGAAAAUGUUGCUAGAAGGCCAACCAUGGCCUCUGUUGUUCUCAUGCUUAGUAGCAAUUCUGUAUCUCUUCAAGUGCCCUCAAAACCAGCGUUUCUUAUGCACUCUAUCAUCGAGCUAGAGUCCAUAGCAUCUCAAUCCAGAAGAAGAUCCGCUGAUUUCACAGUGAAUGAGGCUACAAUAUCUGAUUUUGAUCCUCAAUAGAGUUUUUGAAUUGAGCUUUAAAUUGAUAGUGCUUAUGUGAAUCAUCAACAUUAUCUAGACUUUGUACUAUGUACCAGGUUUGUUUGUUUUAGAGAAUUCUAGUUUGAGCAGAUGGGUUCAUCAAUCGAUCUCAGACAUGAUUCUUUGUACUAAAAUAAUCCUUAGAACUGCUAGCUAGUUUUAGAUUCUCCAUGAUUUUACGUAUCGAGUACCGCUAAAUUAAAGGAAAUUUGGCAUCAGUGAUUGCGACUUCCUCUGUUCUGAUGAUGAUGGUACUUUUCCUUGUUAUUUUGUUUUCCAUUUUUGCUGUUGGCUCUGUUUGUCUUUUCCGUUGUAGAACCACUUUCACUGUACCUUGAUCUUUAAUGCUAACGAAAUGUUACUUUUGUUAAGAGGUUUUUUUUGACACAUUUCAUGACUCAUUCUGUAUGCAAAUUUAAGUAGUUUUCAUAGGUAAAUCUGCAUGUAAUUUUUUAUUGGAAUUCAUGUCAUUAGGUCGUAAUCAUAUGUGUAAUGAGAUUGAAAUGAUUGACCAAAUAUAAAAUCUUCCUUGAUCA
Rubroshorea leprosula is the source of this 2680-nucleotide messenger RNA. Lineage: Eukaryota; Viridiplantae; Streptophyta; Magnoliopsida; Malvales; Dipterocarpaceae. The record is from the annotation of a GenBank genome assembly.